AUGCUGCUGGAGCGGGUCCGCGCCGGUUCGGAGAAGGCAGCGGAGCUCUGCCCCUUCCCGCGGAGCCCAGAGAUCCCGCUGUGCGCCGGCUGCAACCAGCACAUCGUGGACAGGUUCAUCCUCAAAGUCCUGGACCGGCACUGGCACAGCAAGUGCCUGAAAUGCUCCGACUGCCAGACGCAGCUGGCCGAGAAGUGCUUCAGCCGCGGGGACGGCGUCUACUGCAAGGAAGAUUUCUUCAAGCGCUUCGGGACGAAGUGUGCCGCCUGCCAGCAGGGCAUCCCCCCGACCCAGGUGGUGCGCCGGGCACAGGACUUCGUUUACCACCUGCACUGCUUCGCCUGCAUCGUCUGCAAGCGGCAGCUGGCCACCGGCGACGAGUUCUACCUCAUGGAGGACAGCAGGCUGGUCUGCAAGGCGGACUACGAGACGGCCAAACAGAGAGAGGCUGAGUCCACGGCCAAGAGGCCCCGCACCACCAUCACCGCCAAGCAGCUGGAGACCCUAAAAAACGCUUACAACAACUCGCCCAAACCGGCCCGGCACGUCCGGGAGCAGCUUUCGUCGGAGACGGGGCUGGACAUGCGGGUGGUGCAGGUCUGGUUCCAGAACCGCAGGGCCAAGGAGAAAAGGCUGAAGAAGGACGCGGGGAGGCAGAGGUGGGGGCAGUACUUCAGGAACAUGAAGCGAUCCCGGGGGACAUCCAAGUCCGACAAGGACAGCAUCCAGGAGGAGGGGCCCGACAGCGAUGCCGAGGUUUCUUUCACAGAUGAGCCCUCCAUGUCCGAAAUGAGCCAUUCCAACGGGAUUUACAGCAAUCUCAACGAAGCAUCCCCUGCUCUGGGGAGGCAGGCUGGCACCAACGGGAGCUUCUCCCUGGACCACAGCGGGAUCCCAGCUCAGGACCAGUACCACGACCUGCGCUCCAGCAGCCCCUACGGGAUCCCCCCGUCCCCAGCAUCCCUGCAAGCACUGCCAGGCCACCAGCCCUUAAUCUCCAGCUUGGUUUACCCAGACAACGGCUUGGCCAUCAUGGGACAGAGCGGACAAGGCGUGCCCCAGCCCAUGAGGGUCCUGGCCGGGAACGGACCGAGCUCCGACCUCUCCACGGGCAGCAGCGGGGGGUACCCGGAUUUCCCGGCCAGCCCGGCCUCAUGGCUGGAUGAGGUCGACCACGCUCAGUUUUGA
Molecule: messenger RNA, 1188 nt
Organism: Cinclus cinclus
Lineage: Eukaryota; Metazoa; Chordata; Aves; Passeriformes; Cinclidae
Gene: LHX3
Product: LIM homeobox 3
Exons: 6
Coding region: 1-1188 (395 amino acids)
Biological process (GO): neuron differentiation; regulation of transcription by RNA polymerase II
Cellular component (GO): nucleus
Molecular function (GO): DNA-binding transcription factor activity, RNA polymerase II-specific; RNA polymerase II transcription regulatory region sequence-specific DNA binding
Source: RefSeq, a predicted model, not a curated record